Sphaerulina musiva SO2202 is the source of this 1094-nucleotide messenger RNA. RefSeq lists its product as uncharacterized. The transcript has a single exon. Gene Ontology annotation, molecular function: sulfurtransferase activity; tRNA binding. Gene Ontology annotation, biological process: tRNA wobble position uridine thiolation. NCBI's taxonomy places the organism in Eukaryota, Fungi, Ascomycota, Dothideomycetes, Mycosphaerellales, Mycosphaerellaceae. Bases 12 to 1094 code for a protein of 360 amino acids. Gene Ontology annotation, cellular component: cytosol. The record is from RefSeq and is a predicted model, not a curated record.
AUCACUUUGCUAUGCCAGGACGACACGCCCAGAGACCCACCGUCGACGAGACGCUCUGCCGGAGAUGCCAAGAAACGGAGCCCGCUAUCGUGGUGCGCAAUGAGCCACUGUGCAGCGCUUGCUUCAGCAAUUAUGUGCAGACCAAGGUGGUGAAGCGAAUGGAGAGCUUUCGCGUACGCAACGCCGAACCCGGAAACGAGCAGAAACUGCUUUUGCAUCUCUCCUUCGACGCUUGCUCCCUCGCCUUGCUUCACAUCCUAAGCCGGCAUUUGAAGACACAGGUCGCGAAGACCGGGCGGCCUGGCUACAAGAUCAUGGUCCUGCAUGUGUACCAAGGACCACCAGACGCUACAGGCAGUAAUGAUGAUUGCCUUGCGGCAGUGAGAGUCAAAUACCCGGAGCAUGAAUAUCACGCUAUCUCAAUUGCGGAUAUGCUGGCCUUGGAGAAUGUAUCAACCCUACUGUCGCAAACAGCAGCACCAUCGAGCGGAAGUGAUGAUGCUGCACAUGAACGUCUGUCGCAGCUCUUUACAGCCGCAAAAUCAGCGACUUCGCAGCAAGAUCUGAAGCAGCUGCUAAUGCGGCAACUCAUUGUCCAGCAGGCUAAACAACACCAUUGCCGUGCAAUUAUUUGGGAGCAUAGCACUACCAGGCUAGCUGAGCAAGUCCUCGCAGAGACCGCCAAGGGUCGUGGCUUCUCAUUACCAUGGGUAGUCAAUGACGGAGCUUCGCCUCAUGGCAUACCCUUCUACUUUCCACUUCGAGAGGUGUUGAACAAGGAGGUGGAUGCGUACCUUUCUUGCUUGGAUCCGCCGCUUGGCAUAUCGAUACAACGAGCCACUAGACCGGCAGUCAGUACUAAGAACACCACCAUUGACGAACUCAUGGCACAGUACUUCGAAAGUGUAGAGCAAGAGUAUCCUUCCAUCGUCGCGAAUGUGGUCCGGACGACAGGCAAACUGAGUUCUGCGACAGCAGUAGCACAAGUCGAGCAACAAUGCGAGCUUUGUGCUAUGCCAUUAGAGGGCCAGGCCCCCGCGAGAAGCAGACUUUGUUACGGGUGCAUCCGAGUCUUGCCUCAGACCAGUGAAUGA